Molecule: messenger RNA, 3104 nt
Organism: Populus nigra (black poplar)
Lineage: Eukaryota; Viridiplantae; Streptophyta; Magnoliopsida; Malpighiales; Salicaceae
Product: G-type lectin S-receptor-like serine/threonine-protein kinase At5g24080
Exons: 5
Coding region: 779-3031 (750 amino acids)
Biological process (GO): recognition of pollen; protein phosphorylation
Molecular function (GO): ATP binding; protein serine/threonine kinase activity
Source: RefSeq, a predicted model, not a curated record
AUGAAGCAUGGGUUUCAGAUAAUGGCACUUUUGCUUUUGGUUUCACUUCAGCGGCUAAUGCUCGUGACAAAUUCCAAGUGGCAAUUUGGUUCGUAGAUAUUCCUGGUGAUCGAACCGUGGUCUGGUCAGCUAAUAGAAAUCCACAAUCGCAUCUCAAUUGGGAUUUUCUUCAAACCUCGUCAGGUUCUAUCUAUAUUCAUUAUAAUUUUCAUUUACAGUUUUGAUUUCAUGAAUUAAUUGAUGUUAUUUUAAAGAGAACUUGACAUAUUAGAAAAGUUAAGAUGAUUUUAGAGGGAAGACUUGGAAGUUUAAUUGGAAAUCGAUGAAUAGUUUCGAGAAUUAUAUAAGAUAAUCUCUCAAGAAAAUUUGAAAGCAAAAGUCUGACGUUCUUGUUUAAUUAUAUGAACAGAAAACAAAAGAAAGAUAAAUGGGCGAUAUGUAUGGUUUCUGCAUGCUUGAAAAGAGUUUGUGAUUGUAUUAUGCCUAACAGUUUCACUAUAUUAUUAAUGUCUUAAAUCAGUAUUUACAAGUUGCGAAGUCCAUGAAAAUCUGUUAUAGAUCAUUAAUGGCACUGAAUCUUGACAAGGGAAAAGAGAAAAAGAAAAAUCAAAGACAUUUCUCCUUCUUUAGUCUUCACAGAAGCUCUUGCAGGUGACAAUUUCUGAAUUUGCUCAGUGAUAAUCUAAUAAUUAGAAACUCUCUGGUCACCAAAAACGCAUUCCUGGAGCUGGACACCACCGGCAACCUAGUCCUAAUAGACGGGGACAGAACAGUCUGGAUGUCAAACACCUCCGACGCAAGCGUUACGUCAGCAAGCAUGGAAGAAACUGGCAACUUCAUCCUCCACUCUAACUCCAACCACUCAGCAUGGCAAAGUUUUGAACACCCUUCUGAUACUUUACUUCCAAACCAGCCUUUAACAGUAUCUCUUGAACUAACAUCAGUACCAAAAUCACCUUCACAAGGUGGCUAUUACUCUCUCAAAAUGUUACAACAGCCCACUUCACUAAGCCUUGCUUUAACAUAUAACUUGCCUGAAACCUAUGAUCAUGCUGCACCUGAAGCUUAUGGCGCCAACUAUUCCUACUGGCCUGGGCCGGACAUUUCGAAUGUUACGGGGGAUGUGGUUGCGGUUUUAGAUGAAGCAGGAAGCUUUGGAAUUGUGUACGGUGAAUCAUCAAAUGGAGCAGUUUAUGUGUAUAAAAAUGAUGGUGACUAUAAUGGAUUAGGUUUAGCUUCAAGUCAAUCAAGUACUCGGUUAUCAGUUCUUCGAAGACUAAUACUUGAGACUAACGGAAAUUUGAGAUUGUAUAGAUGGGAUAACGAUGUUAAUGGUUCGCGGCAGUGGGUUCCAGAGUGGGCUGCAGUGUCAAACCCUUGUGAGAUUGCUGGAAUAUGUGGUAAUGGGGUGUGUAAUUUGGAUAGAAGCAAGACUAUUGCUUCUUGUUCAUGCUUGCCUGGUACUUCCAAGGCAGGAGGCGAUAACUUCUGCUCGGAGAACUCAUCGUCGAUUGGAAGAUGUGAUUCGAGAAACGCAAAUGAUCAGACAUCUGAGUUCAAGAUUGCAGCAGUGCAGCAAACAAAUUACUAUUUCUCCGAUUUUUCGGUUAUUGCAAACUACAGUGACAUUCCUACAGUGUCAAAGUGUGGUGAUGCUUGCCUAUCAGAUUGUGAGUGUGUGGCUUCUGUUUAUGGGCUUGAUGAUGAGAAUCCUUAUUGCUGGAUACUGAGGAGCUUAGACUUUGGUGGAUAUGAGGACCCUGGAUCCACCUUGUUUGUGAAGGUUAGAGCGAAUGAAUCGAUGACUCUAGGAGGCAAUAAAAGUGGGUCUGAUAAUGGUGAUACAAAAAGGAAGGUUUUGGUUGUACCUAUAGUUCUCAGCAUGACAUUUCUUGUUGUCCUCCUAUGCCUAUUACUAUAUCACAAUGUUCACAAAAAGAGAUCCUUGAAAAGAGCUAUGGAAAGCUCUCCUAUUCUUCCUGGCGCUCCAAUACAUUUUACUUACCGAGACUUGCAAGUUCGUACCUGCAAUUUUUCACAGCUACUCGGAACAGGAGGAUUUGGGAGUGUAUACAAAGGAAGCCUUGGAGAUGGAACUUUGGUUGCUGUAAAGAAACUAGACAAGGUUUUGCCUCAUGGGGAGAGAGAAUUUAUAACUGAAGUGAACACCAUAGGCUCUAUGCACCACAUGAACUUGGUUCGUCUUUGCGGGUACUGCUCCGAGGGAUCGCAUCGUCUCCUAGUUUAUGAGUUUCUGAAAAAUGGGUCAUUGGACAAAUGGAUCUUUCCAUCAUAUAGUUUCCGAGACAGACUGCUGGAUUGGUCAACGCGCUUCGAUAUCGCCAUAGCUACUGCACAAGGGAUUGCAUACUUUCACGAACAGUGCAGGAACCGGAUAAUUCAUUGCGAUAUCAAGCCAGAAAACAUUUUGUUAGAUGAUAAUUUCUGUCCUAAAGUAUCAGAUUUUGGACUAGCUAAGUUUAUGGGAAGAGAGCAUUCACAUGUUGUUACCAUGGUUCGAGGAACAAGAGGGUAUUUGGCUCCAGAAUGGAUUAGCAACAGGCCGAUUACUGUAAAGGCUGAUGUUUAUAGUUAUGGCAUGCUUCUUUUGGAGAUUGUUGGUGGCAGGAGAAACCUCGACAUGUCUUUUGAUGCAGAGGACUUCUUUUACCCUGGGUGGGCUUUUAAGGCGAUGACGAAUGAUACGCCACUGAGAGCAGCAGAUCGCAGACUGGAAGGAUCAGUAAAAGAAGAAGAGCUAAUGAGAGCACUGAAAGUGGCAUUUUGGUGCAUUCAAGAUGAGGUCUUCAUGAGACCUUCAAUGGGAGAAGUAGUGAAAAUGCUAGAAGGAUCAAUGGAUAUCAACACCCCGCCAAUGCCACAGACAGUUUUGGAAUUGAUAGAAGAAGGCUUAGAACAAGUUUACAAGGCCAUGAAGAGAGAAUUCAAUCAAUAUAGCUCCUUCACCACUGCUACUGAUCUUCCAUCAUCUCGUGCUACAUGCAGUUAUUCAACAAUGUCACCUAGAUAGGGAAACCGACACAAUUUUGUUUGUGCAGUUGAUGUCACUCGGUUAAUUUAAGCUCUAACCUUUUCAUGUUGCA